UAAUAGGGAUUUAAGUUAGAUUAAUCACAGUCUGUGCAUGUGGUCGUGAAGAGCCGGGAAUUCGAAAGCGAAAGGCCGGUCGAUUGAGAGAAGAAAAAAACAACAACCCCCCUGGAGAGUAGUUUCGGUUGUAAGAGAGAGCGUUAUCCGAGCGUUAUCAUUCGGAUUCGGUCUUUCGGCACGUCUCUCUGUGAAAACCCGGGAAAAAAGCUAGAUAAAAACAGGCGCCGUUAACGUUCGAGGAAUUUUUGGCGGGAUUAAAGAGUAUAGAAGAAGAGGGUUGUCAAUUUUGGAGGGUAAAUCUGACCAGGAAGAGUUUGUGAAUCCCGAAGCUCAGUCUGCAGUCGACCUUUCGCGCGUUCAUUUCAUCCAACAAAGUGUGUGUGGACCUAUCCGCAGGUGUAAAAGAGUACACGUGGCAACAACGCUUCACACAGUCUGCUGCGUCUCCUCCAAACAAAACAACAAAUUGAACCCCGAUUUCGUCGGCCAUUGUUUUUAAAGCUUUCUGAUGUCCGCAACGAUUUUUGUUUAUUUUAUUUUAAAUUGUAAUUUAUUAAAUUAGUUUUUAACAACAACAAAAAAGAGAAACACCAAAACACUUCGAUGUGAUCAUUUAAACGAUUCCACGCAGCUCCGCCGUCUCCGUUUUAACAGCGUCUCAAAUAAUAGACUUUUUAAGGUUAUAGGAACGAAAAAAAAAAUAACAAGAGAUGGACAAGACGUUGGAGCUGUCCGAAGACUCGGGUUUCGUUAGUUCGCUGAGCUACACGUCCACCUCGACUCCAGCAGAAUGCAACCAAACAUCACGCAAACGGAGAUUCUCCAUCAUCACCGAGAGGAAACAAGCCAUCACGAACAUCGCCUCAAGCACGUUAAACGAAUCGGCGAUAUCGCGCAGUUUCGAGCUGUGCAACAUCAGUUCAUUCACACCAAGCUACUAUGUUGAAAGAUCUCCGGAGCCUCCAACCACCCCCAUCAAAUCAGACGUAUUCUACGAGUCGCACAGCAAAACGCAAAAGACACCACCGAAACACCACUAUCCGUCACUGCAAAAGCUAGGUUCACCUGAGAGCAACAAAAUCCUGUACAAAGACAUCAAACCGAAUUGCAUUCAGAAGGUGCUCGAUGCCAAAGUGAAAAGAUCAUCACCAGCCAAGAAGCGUUUAUUCUCCGACGCACGUAGAAAGUUGAGUCCAUUGAAACUAGAUCCUGUUGUGUACUUUACAGUGAAACGCAGAUACUUGGAUGUGUUGCCGAAGGUCUACUCUUAUCUGAGCGACGCCGAUCUCUACAACUGCAGCAGAGUCUCGCAGCAGUGGAAGACAUCGAUCAAAGACAUUGCCUGUGCCCAGAGCAGACUCACAAAGUACAGUUUGAAAAUCAGUAUUAACAAGGAGAAUCUAAUUAAACGAAUCAGCUUGCCGAUGCCUACUACGAAGGUUAUCAAGAAAUGCGAUCUUCAGUUGAACAAGUGCGUGCGAUGCAAUGAGGCGUCGAUCGUUGAUAGGAACAUUUACCAGUGUCAGAACACCAUGUGCGGGUACAUCUACUGCAAUCUGUGCAACAGCGGUUCGAUCACCGGCCCCGAAGACUUCGUGGACAAAUGCCAGAUGUCAAAGUUGCAGAUAGAGAGGAGGGCCAGACAGAAGAGCGAACCGGAGAGCCCCAAACCCUUCUCGUUCCUAUACGAUUCGUCGGCGUCGGUGGCGACGACCUGUGAUUCUUCUUCUGGUUACUCCACAGACAUGGAGACUUUCAGUCCGAAGAAGAGCAGGCAUUCCUCUGGCGGAGUCCUCUCCAAUUACAAUCGAGACUUGCCUGAGAUGAAGGUGAAGGUGAACAGUUCGAGACGACAUUCGAAUUACAUUCCCGUCAUCCCGUUGACGCCGACGAAGCGGCCCGAAAUCGUGGAGCCCUCGAGUCCACCGAAGAUCAUCAACAUUGCCUGUUCAUCGAAGAGCCGGAAGAAUCUAAAGAGGUUGCUGCGAUAAUAACGAAUUAUUAUUAAUUAAUUAAUAGAUUAUGAAUGAUGAUGGAUGAUGUUAAUCAUGAUGAUUAUGAUGUUGAUACUCACGAUCAUCAUCAUUACGAAUUAUUAUUAUUAUUGUUUAGUGUUUAGUUUAUUUAUUCGCGUUGUACAUGUACAUUUUUGUGUUGUUGUCUUUUUUUCUUUUUUAAUUUCAUUUUUUUUUUCUACAUUUGCUUUAAGUAAGAGAAAUUGGGACCCAGUGAUUACAUUCCAAUUUUUUUAAUUAAAACAACUAACUC
Messenger RNA from Nicrophorus vespilloides, 2271 nucleotides. RefSeq lists its product as uncharacterized. Lineage: Eukaryota; Metazoa; Arthropoda; Insecta; Coleoptera; Silphidae. The coding region runs from base 714 to 1994 and encodes 426 amino acids. The record is from RefSeq and is a predicted model, not a curated record. Gene Ontology annotation, molecular function: protein binding. The transcript is spliced from 3 exons.